Molecule: messenger RNA, 1983 nt
Organism: Rubroshorea leprosula
Lineage: Eukaryota; Viridiplantae; Streptophyta; Magnoliopsida; Malvales; Dipterocarpaceae
Source: the annotation of a GenBank genome assembly
AGAUCCCAAUCAAGAUCAAGGUCACGACCUCCAAGUGAAGUUGUCCCAGGUGAGGGAUUCAAGGAUUCUAAACAAAAGGUCAAGGCAAUCAAACUGGGAAAGAAUUCUGUUAGGAAGAGGAUGCUCGUAGGGGAGAGGCAGAUGAGAUAGGGUGAUUCCUACCUUGAAACCCAAGCAUUUGUUCUCUGGGAAGCGUUUUAUUAGAAGGACUCAAAGACGUUAAUCCACUUGGGGUAUAUCAUAUGAAUUAUUGCCCAACGAGAUGCCUUCUUAUUUAGUCCUGGAUCCUUCUCAUAGUCUUGUUUCUUGUCAGGAAUUAGGUGUAAGCUUUAUAAUUUAUAUAUCUAUUAAUUUCAUUCCUCAAAUUUCUUUGCAUGAGUUCUUUUAGGGCACAUUUCGAAUACAAGAUUGGAUAAGAUGGGAUGUGAUAUAAACAAUGAGAUUAGAUUAGAUGAGAUUGGAUUAGAUAAUAAAAUAAUCCAAUCUUCUGUUUGGAGAGCUACAGUUGGGAAAUAAAUAUCUAACCAAAAAAAUGAAAAAAUACUAUAUUCAGUGCAAAUUCUCAGCGCACUGUUCUUAUACCAUGCAUGUCGAGUUACACGGCCAACCGCGUUUUCAGUGAGACAAGAAAAAGCAAGCUUAAAGGAAAGGGGAAUGGGGAAAGGAGGAUCAUAGGAAGAAGAGAAAGAGGAGGCCGGUUGAGAGGGUGGCAUGGAAGAAGAGAUGAUGGAGGCACAGGAGAGGAGGUUGAUGAUCGAGGAUUCGAGGGAGGUCUUCUCCCUCAUCUUCUCCCACUGCCAUUUGGGGUGGUGAUUUUCAUUGCAAAUCUUAUAGUGCUGCAAUUGCGAGUCCCAUUUCUCAGAUGCGAUCCAAUCCCACUCGCCACAAAAACCACGGCGCGAGACGCCGUGGCGAGUGGAGGACCGAACGUCCAAGAACAAGGAACCGGAUUAAAGGCUAAAGGGCAAAACAGGGCAGGGAAAAAAUCUGUUAGCAUAUUAGGGGAAACACCUGUAUAUUUCCAACGGUAAAAUUUUGCUUUACAAUUAAAAAAGGGUUUAAUGUAAGAAAUGAUCCCUUUUGAAGUGGUGAGUGGUACUUUGCUUCACUAUUUCUUAAGGAUUUUGUUUUUUGGGUUGGUGAAUUAUAUUCUAUAUGUUGAUUUAUUGUUUAUUGUUUUUCCAUUUGAUAUAAAGUAACACCAAGAUGGCAAUUUGAAUUUUAAUAGACUUUCAUAAAAGCAAUUAUUGUUUUCUCUGUGUGUGUGAUUUUGUGACAGAUUAUUCAGUUUCUGAUGAGAUAUUGAGGAUGAGUUUUGUGUGUUUAAGAGUUCCUCUCUCUUUUCUGUCUAGGUGACUGAGUGCAAUAGGUCGAAACUAGGAGCUGAAUCUGCAAUGAUGGUUUCAAAUGGGGGUUUUGACUUAGACAUUCUCUGUUCUCUCUAAAGCAGACCUUUUGAUCUUCUUCUCUAAUGGCCUCAUUCUUUGUUCUCUCUGAAACAGACCUUUUGAUCUCCUUCUCUAAUGGCCUCAUUCUCUGUUCUCUUUGAAACAGACCUUCUGAUCUCCUUCUCUAAUGGUCUCAUUCAAGAUGGUAAAACAAGAACCGUCUAACUUAAAAUAUUUAACAAAUAGUAAAUCUUUGAACCAUAGAAAUUGGCAUUCUUUUUCUUUGUAUUCUUCAAUAUACAUGGUAUGGUAGAUGACAAAUAGAUUUUUCUGAGGGAGCUUUACUGUAGCAAAUGUGUUUUCAGCAGAAAAAAUCAAUGGAAGAAAAUUUGUGGGCUUAUGUUUUGUUCUUUUUUUUCAUCUUCAUCUUCUUUUAUUAGUUUCUCAUCUCUUCUAUUUUGGUUUUUGGUGAGCUUAUGUUUUGUUCUUUUUUUCUACUUCAUUCUUCUUUUAUUAAUUUCUUUGGGUGUAUUUUUCCCCAUUUUUGUUUCCUGCCUUUUUUUAUGAUUUUUUUUAAUAUAUGCUUUCUUUGUUG